Messenger RNA from Cannabis sativa, 3659 nucleotides. RefSeq names its product probable RNA-dependent RNA polymerase 1. The record is from RefSeq and is a predicted model, not a curated record. Gene Ontology annotation, molecular function: RNA-directed RNA polymerase activity. NCBI's taxonomy places the organism in Eukaryota, Viridiplantae, Streptophyta, Magnoliopsida, Rosales, Cannabaceae. The transcript is spliced from 5 exons. Gene Ontology annotation, biological process: siRNA processing. The coding region runs from base 103 to 3495 and encodes 1130 amino acids. Gene Ontology annotation, cellular component: nuclear RNA-directed RNA polymerase complex.
AUCACUAUAAAUACUCACCAUUUUAUCUUCUUUCUUCACACACUCAUAACUUCAUAACCAUAACACAAAUACAUAAUCAACAAUCACUUUUUGUUUCAGAGAAUGGGAAAGACAAUUCAGCUGUAUGGAUUUUCUUCAAUUGAAAAUGGUGAAGAAGUGAAGACAUUUCUUGAGCAAUACACAGGAGAAGGAACUGUAUAUACUGUUGAAGUUGGUGAAUACAAGAUCAAAUCAAGAGGACAUGCUAAGGUUCAAUUCACAGACUCUAAAAGUGUUGAAACCAUACUAUCCAUGGCUGAGGAUCAACAGUUAUGGUACCAAGAUUCAUAUCUAAAAGCAAGGGAGUUAAACAAUGACAUAAUAAUUUCAAGUCCAAAAGAAUUAUUAUUAUUCCCAUAUGGUGUGAUUAGUGACAUAACACUUCAUUUUGGAUCUCAGAUUUCUGAGGAUAAGUUUUCUUCUCUUUGGAAAAGGAAGAAUGUUUGUGUCAAAUUCGGAACCGGUCUCCGAAAAUUGUACUUCUUUUUCAGUUAUGGUUGUGUUGAGUAUAAAUUGGAGCUUUCUUUUGAGAAUAUUUGGCAAAUGGAGCUUCAUCUUCCAUUGGAGCAAACUACUAAGUUUCUUGUUCUUCAGUUAGUUGGAGCUCCAAAGAUUUUCACAAAAGAUGUGUCAAUUGUGAACUAUUACAAGGAUGUUCCUGAUAGCUGUUGGGUAAGAGACAUUGAUUUGACCCCAUCAAGCAGCAUUGCCCAAUCAUCUGCUCUAUGCUUGGAGAUUCCAACUAACCGCCGCCUUCCCGAUUUUCGGGAUGGUUUUGUUUACUACAAAGAAGUUGAAGGCCAAUUCUCCAUUGACAAAGGCUCACCUUUCUCUUCUUCAAGUUCAAAACUUGUUCCAAUUGUUGUUCCACCAAUUGACUUGCCAUACAAGAUUUUGUUCAAGAUCAACUCAUUGGUUCAACAUGGAUGUCUUCCCGGCGAGUUACUUGAUGAAAAGUUUUAUAAGUUAGUUGAUCCAAGUAGAAUCAAGAUUGACUACAUAGAGUCUGCACUUGACAAACUCUAUCAGUUAAAUGGUUGCUGCUACGAUCCACUGAGAUGGCUUAAACGCCAAUACAUGAACUACAGGAAUGGUGGGCAAGUUCCCAAAUUGCCCACCAUUGCUGUAGAUGAUGGACUUGUGUAUGUACACAGAGUCCAAAUCACACCUUCGAGAGUUUACUUCUGUGGCCCUGAAGUAAAUCUCUCGAAUCGUGUGUUGAGAAAUUAUGCCAAUGAUCUUGACAACUUUCUUCGUUUGUCUUUUGUUGAUGAGGAUUUUAGUAGAAUGAGCUCAGUGGAUUUGUGUGUUACAAGCAAAAAGUCUAGAAAUGUUGGAAGAAAGACAAGAGUUUAUGAUAGAAUUCUUUCUGUUUUGAGUGAUGGGAUUGUUAUUGGUGAAAAGAGGUUUGAGUUUCUUGGCUUCUCAUCAAGUCAGUUGCGCGAUAACUCGGUUUGGAUGUUUGCUUCAAGAGAAGGACUUGAUGCUGAUGACAUUAGGAGAUGGAUGGGGGACUUUUCGAGCAUUAGAAAUGUGGCGAAAUAUGCUGCAAGACUUGGCCAAUCUUUUGGUUCUUCAAGGGAAACUUUGAGUGUUGGUUGUGAUGAAAUUGAGUUGAUUCCUGAUAUUGAAAUCAAAACAGGUGAAAACAAGUACUGUUUCUCUGAUGGGAUUGGGAAAAUAUCUGAAGAUUUUGCUGAUCAAGUAGCCAAAAAAUGUGGCCUCAAUAGGUUCACUCCUUCAGCAUUUCAAAUUCGGUUUGGUGGGAAUAAAGGUGUUGUUGCUAUUGAUCCUAAAUCUUCAAUGAAACUUUCACUAAGAAAUAGUAUGUGCAAAUACAAAUCAGAGAACAAAAAGUUAGAUGUUUUGGCAUGGAGUAAGUACCAACCAUGUUUCUUAAAUCGCCAACUGAUUACACUUCUUUCAACUCUUGGAGUAGAAGAUCAUGUCUUUGACAAGAAGCAAAAGGAGGCAGUGAGGCGCCUUGAUUCAAUUUUAACAGAUUCUAUAAGAGCACAAGACGAGUUGGAGAUGGUUGCACCAGGCGAAAUCACAAGCAUUCUAAAGGAAAUGCUUAUGUGUGGUUACAAACCAGAUGAAGAGCCUUUUCUAUCAAUGAUGUUGCAGACUAUUCAUGCUUCUAAAUUGCUCGAAAUUCGAACCAAAACAAGGAUACACAUCCCGAAUGGAAGAGCUCUCAUGGGAUGUUUGGAUGAAACUGGGACACUUGAAUAUGGUCAAGUGUUUGUGCAGUGUUCAACAAGGCAAGUAGUAGUCUUCAACAACAACAAUUCCUCCAUUGUAACUACCUUUGUUGUUGGAAAAAAGGUUGUUGUGGCCAAGAAUCCUUGCCUUCAUCCGGGCGAUAUUCGGGUUCUUCAAGCAGUGGAUGUGCCUGAACUUCAUCACAUGGUUGAUUGUGUUGUUUUCCCUCAAAAAGGAGAAAGGCCUCAUACUGAUGAAUGUUCUGGGAGUGAUUUGGAUGGAGACAUUUACUUUGUUUGUUGGGACAAUGAGCUUAUUCCUCCUCAGCAAUUUGAAGCCAUGGAUUAUACUCCUGCACCAACUAUACAAUUGGAUCAUGAUGUUACAAUAAAGGAAAUUCAAGAGUAUUUCUCAGACUACAUUGUGAAUGACAGCUUAGGCAUAAUUGCAAAUGCACAUACAGUCUUUGCAGACAAAGAGCCCAAAAAAGCCAAGAGUAACCAAUGCAUAGAGUUAGCAAAGCUAUUCUCAAUUGCAGUAGAUUUUCCCAAAACAGGUGUGCCUGCAAAAAUCCCAAGCCGAUUACGCGCCAAAGAAUACCCCGAUUUCAUGGAAAAACAAGACAAAACAUGUUAUGAAUCACAACAUGUAAUUGGGAAACUCUUUAGACAAAUCAAGGAUGUGGAAAAUCACUCAAGUUCCAUAAAAUCAUUCACUAAAGAAAUAGCCAGAAAGUGUUAUGACUCUGAUAUGGAAGUAGAUGGUUUUGAGGAUUACAUUGAAGAUGCCCUGAUUCACAAAAAUCAGUAUGAUUACAAAUUGGGAAGCUUAAUGGAUUACUAUGACAUAAAAACUGAAGCUGAAAUACUUAGUGGGAAUGUGGUUUCAAAGUCAAGACAUUUUAAUAAGAAAAGGGAUUUGGAAUCAGCUAAUUAUGCUGUUAAAGCUCUUAUUAAAGAAGCUAGAAGUUGGUUUAAUAAUAACAAGAUUGAAAUAUUUGAUCAAAAUUAUGAUGACUUGUGUGCCAAGAAAGCUUCAGCUUGGUACUUUGUUACUUAUCAUCCAUUGUUUUGGGGAGCUUGCAAUGAUGAUAAUGUGAGUAGAGACCAUUUUUUGAGCUUUGCUUGGUGUGUUUUUGAUAAACUUGUUUUGAUUAAAAGGGAUAAAGGGGGCCUAAUUAGGAGAUCUUUGAAUGUUUCUUCAUUGGAGACAAAGUUUAGUAGUGCUAUAGAUAUAACUUAUGAAGAUUAAGUAUAUAUCAUCUAGUUUGUAUAAUUAUGUUUGGAAGUAAUUUCUAAUGUAUUGAGAUAUGAAGAUUGAGUGCUAUGUGAAAUAUGUUUGUUUUAUAAUAAAACUCCAGUUUGUAAUUCUGUUAUAUCGUAUAAGAUCAUAUGAAAGUUACAAUAGCAAAUUAA